GAAUUUACCAGCACUGCAGCGCAGGCGUGCACAAGAAUAUUAUAUUUAUUUAUUAAACUUAUCAUGCCAAUUGUUGUGAUCACGGGUCUGCCGGCCAGCGGCAAGUCCACGAGAGCUCGCCAGCUUCAGGAGCACCUCGCCGGCCUGGGAAAGAAGGUGCAUCUAAUCAGCGAGAACGAGGCGGUGCCCAAGGCUCUGUUCGAGAAGAACUCCUUCUUCGGGGACUCGCAAAAGGAGAAAGUGGUGCGCAGCGACCUCAAGUCGGAAGCGUUGCGCCACCUCAACAAGGAGGAUGUUGUCAUACUGGACGCUGGAAACUACAUAAAGGGCUAUCGCUACGAGUUGUACUGCAUCACGAAGUCGGCGCGGACCACGCAGUGCACACUCUUCUGCUGCAUACCACAGGAGCAGGCAUGGUCAUUUAACGGACAGCGCCUGGAGCCGGACGAGCUACCGGGCGACGGGCAGACGACGCAGCUGCUUAACAACUCGAAUGUGCCAUACACCCGCGAGAUCUUCGAUGCCCUAUGCAUGCGCUAUGAAGAGCCAAACAGCAAUAGCCGCUGGGACAGUCCACUCACGGUGGCCCUACCCGAAGACAAGCUCGACGUGGAGGGCAUCUACAAGGCCCUGUACGAGACCGCGCCACUGCCGCCCAACCAGAGCACCCAGAACCCGCCUCUCUGCGCCACCAACUACCUCUUUGAACUGGACACCAUCAUGCAGGCAAUCAUCAAAGAGAUUCUGGGCGCCAUCAAGAUCAAGGCCUUCGGCCAGCUGCGCAUCCAGGGCAGCACUAGCCCGGUCAAGGUCACCACCACGAUGAACGCUAUCCAGCUGAACCGACUGCGGCAGAAGUUCAUUACGAGCCGGUGUCGGGCCUCCCAAACGGCCGCCACUCCGUUGGCCCAGGUGCCUCAGAUGUUUGUCCAGUUCAUCAAUGCCAACACGAUUGGCUGCUAGGCUGCUGCUCCAUUUCGCCUGUGAUUUCCGUGCUGUUUUCUUUACAUUUUCUUUCCAAUAAAACAUAAUUUCUUUGAGAAACUAAAGAAAUGUAAUACCGAGA
Molecule: messenger RNA, 1066 nt
Organism: Drosophila obscura
Lineage: Eukaryota; Metazoa; Arthropoda; Insecta; Diptera; Drosophilidae
Product: protein KTI12 homolog
Exons: 3
Coding region: 64-963 (299 amino acids)
Source: RefSeq, a predicted model, not a curated record